CUCAGCUAACAGCUUGUAGAUUCGCUAGGGUUAUGUACAGUUGUGUUUAUUUACUUCAUAAGGUUGUUUGAUACACAAAUAUCGUGUUGUCGCAGAUUUUGUAAGAAAAACAAGCGCAAUUUCUGAGCACAAUUCAGCUAAAAUGGAGCCUCAAGUGAAUCCAUAUCGAAAAAUGUUAGUAGCGGGUGUAUCCACUAUUUUAUUAGAGCUUGGGAUUGAUACUGCAGAAGGUGAAGUCCUAGAGACAUUAACAGAAAUGUUUCAGUGUUUUCUAGUUGAAAUUGGGAACACUAGUAGGAACUACUAUGAGUUAUCAGGAAGAACAGAACCUUUGAUUGCAGAUGUCAUAUUAGGUUUUGUUGAAAUGGGUAUUGAUUUCUCAAAAUUAAGUGAUUUUGCAAAGGGUACUAAGAGGACAGUCUUGCCAUCACUGCAGGCACAAACUCAGCCAAAACAAUUGAAUAUGCUAAGAGCUGGAGUGAAGCAAUCUCUGCCUAGUUUUAUACCAUCUCAUUUGCCAUCUUUCCCAGAUCCACAUGCAUAUAUCAGAACACCAACACAUAAACAACCUGUAAUUGAUUAUGAAGCUAUAAGAGAAAAAUAUGCAGUACAAAAAAGAGAUGUGGAGAAAGCUUUGACUAAAUUCUUGGCAAAAACAAGUCAAACACAUAAUUUAUUUGAGAAUGAUGAAAUAAUGUUCCCAUUGAUCUCUGUUAAACCACAGUUUCCACCGUAUUUAAGCGCGUUACUACCACAAGAUCAAAUCUUCGAUCCCGAGGAAUUGGAAUACAAAGUUGAAGAAUUAAAAACACCGCCUAAAAAGCGAGUCAAAACCGACAGUGAAAAGAAAAGGAAUCUAAAGAUGAACCCGACGAUAUGGACGAUGACGAUGAGACAGAACCGGAACCCGAAAAAAUGGAAGAAAGCCCAACGCAGAGUAACGUUGACAUUGAUAACCCGUACUUGGCAGCAACAAAACUACCUAAUCAUGCGGCAGAGGCACAACGUUUGUAAUUUGAAUAAUUCUGUAUUCAUUGUUUACUUUUUAUUUAUAUAAACAUACGCAAUUUGAUUUAUAAAACAUUUAGUAAAUAUUAAAACCCAA
Dalotia coriaria is the source of this 1105-nucleotide messenger RNA. Its product is annotated as transcription initiation factor TFIID subunit 8-like. Gene Ontology annotation, molecular function: protein heterodimerization activity. Gene Ontology annotation, biological process: transcription initiation at RNA polymerase II promoter. The record is from RefSeq and is a predicted model, not a curated record. The transcript has 5 exons. Bases 143 to 1057 code for a protein of 304 amino acids. Gene Ontology annotation, cellular component: transcription factor TFIID complex. Lineage: Eukaryota; Metazoa; Arthropoda; Insecta; Coleoptera; Staphylinidae.